Eruca vesicaria subsp. sativa (arugula) is the source of this 4696-nucleotide messenger RNA. The record is from the annotation of a GenBank genome assembly. NCBI's taxonomy places the organism in Eukaryota, Viridiplantae, Streptophyta, Magnoliopsida, Brassicales, Brassicaceae.
AAAACGAGAUCAAGCCCGUCGCUUUUCUCGAGGAAAAGAAAAGUAGAUGACCCUUUAACAAACCCAAACCUAUUGGCUGGUGGUGGUGACUCGUCGAAUCUCUCUAAUCUGUUUUUCCCAAUUUUUGCUCUGUUUCUGCUCUGUAAUGGCGAUUUGAGCAGAACCCACAAGCUGAAACUGAAGAAUUCGUGAGAAAGGUUUCAACUUUGAGAGAGAUAUGGCGGUUUCAGAGCAGAGCCAAGACGUGUUUCCAUGGCUGAAAUCGCUACCAGUAGCCCCAGAGUUCAGACCCACUCUAGCAGAGUUCCAAGAUCCGAUGGCUUACAUUUCAAAGAUCGAAGAGGAAGCUUCCAGAUACGGAAUCUGCAAAAUUGUGCCUCCUGUGCCUCCUUCCUCUAAGAAAACCGCCGUUAGCAACCUCAACCGCUCUCUAGCCGCUCGUGCUCGGGCCAGGGCUCGUGACGGCGGAAAGUCCGAGUACGACGGUGGUGGACCCACAUUCACCACGCGUCAACAGCAGAUCGGGUUUUGCCCUAGGAGGCAGCGUCCCGUGCAGAGACCCGUGUGGCAGAGUGGUGAGCGUUACACUUUCGAUGAGUUCGAGUUUAAAGCUAAGAACUUUGAGAAGAGUUAUCUUAAGAAAUGUGGUAAGAAGAGUUCUGUCUCGCCGCUUGAAAUCGAGACACUUUACUGGAGAGCCUCCGUGGAUAAGCCUUUCUCAGUUGAGUAUGCUAAUGACAUGCCCGGAUCGGCUUUUGUGCCUCUGAGUUUAGCUGCUGCGAGGAGGAGAGAGUCUGGUGGUGAUGGUGGGACUGUUGGUGAGUCAGCUUGGAACAUGAGGGCGAUGGCUAGAGCUGAAGGGUCGUUGCUCAAGUUCAUGAAGGAAGAGAUCCCUGGUGUGACGUCUCCGAUGGUUUAUAUUGCUAUGAUGUUUAGUUGGUUUGCUUGGCAUGUGGAGGACCAUGACCUCCAUAGUCUUAAUUACUUGCAUUUGGGUGCUGGUAAGACUUGGUACGGUGUGCCGAAGGAUGCUGCUAUGGCCUUUGAGGAGGUGGUUAGGGUUCAUGGUUAUGGAGAAGAGCUUAAUCCUCUUGUGACAUUUUCUACUCUUGGUGAGAAGACAACUGUUAUGUCUCCUGAAGUAUUUGUUAGAGCCGGGAUACCAUGUUGCAGGUUAGUGCAAAAUCCUGGAGAUUUUGUCAUCACCUUUCCAGGAGCAUAUCAUUCGGGAUUUAGUCAUGGAUUCAAUUUUGGGGAAGCAUCUAACAUUGCAACUCCACAGUGGUUGAGAAUGGCAAAAGAUGCUGCCAUUCGACGAGCUUCCAUAAAUUACCCUCCAAUGGUUUCUCAUCUCCAGUUACUUUAUGACUAUGCAUUGGCUCUAGGUUCAAGAGUGCCAGCUAGCAUCCACACCAACCCUAGGAGUUCUAGAUUGAAAGAUAAGAAAAAAAGCGAAGGAGAAAAAUUGGCUAAUGAACUAUUUGUGCAAAACAUUAUCCACAACAAUGAGUUGCUCCACUCUCUUGGAAAAGGAUGUCCAAUAGGUCUUCUUCCACAGAGUUCCUCAGAUAUAUCGGUUUGCUCUGAACUGCGAAUUGGGUCCCAUUUGGGUGCUAACCAGGAAAAGCCAAUCCAGUUAAAAUCGGAGGACUUGAGUUCUGAUAGUGGUAUGGCCAGUCUCAGUAACGGUGUGAAAGAGAAGUUUACAUCUUUGUGUGAAAGGAACAGAAAUCAUGUGGCGAGCAAAGAAGAUGAAACCCAAGGAACUUCAACAGAUGCUGAAAGGAUGAAAAAUAAUGGAGCUGUGGGGCUUUCGGAUCAGAGGCUUUUCUCAUGUGUUACAUGUGGAAUCUUAAGCUUUGAUUGUGUAGCUAUUGUUCAACCUAAAGAAGCAGCAGCUAGAUAUCUCAUGUCUGCAGAUUGUAGCUUCUUCAAUGAUUGGACAGUUACAGUUGCUUCCGGAUCUGUCAAUCUUGGUGAGGAUGUAGUGAAGCCUCCUUCACAAAACACAGGAAAGCAAGAUGUUGGCUACUUAUACACUGCUCAUGUUCAAACUCCGUAUCAUUCAGUGAAGACCGGUGAUCAAAGAACUUCAUCAAGUUCCCUAACAAAAGAGAAUGGUGCUCUAGGGUUACUAGCUUCAGCAUAUGGAGACUCUUCUGAUUCAGAGGAAGAAGAGCAAAAAGGCUUUAAUAAUCCUGUUUCGGAUGAAGUUGCUUGCGUACUUGAAGAUGGCAACGAGGAGGCCAGAGAUGGUCUACCUUCUGCUUUAAACAGCCAAAGACUUACAUGUGAGAAAGGAAAAGAGGUUGACGUAUCACAUGCUAAUCUAAGCGAAGGCAGGAAUACUUCACUAGUAGAAAUAACUUCACCGUUUAUUCCAAGAUCUGAUGACGGUUUCUCUCGGUUGCACGUGUUUUGUCUUGAGCAUGCUGUUGAAGUAGAACAGCGUCUUCAUCCUAUUGGAGGAAUUAACAUAAUGCUAUUAUGCCAUCCAGAGUACCCGAGGAUAGAGUCUGAAGGAAAGAUAGUUGCCAGAGAGCUUGGAGUUAAUCAUGAGUGGAAUGAUAUUGAAUACAAGAAUGUGACCCGAGAGGAUGAGGAAACGAUUCAGGCGGCGUUGGCAAAUCUUGAAGCUAAGGCUGGGAACAGUGACUGGGCUGUAAAGUUGGGUAUUAACCUUUCUCACAGUGCUAUCCUCAGUCGCUCUCCUCUCUACAGUAAGCAGAUGCCUUACAACUGCGUCAUUUACAAUGUGUUCGGUCGCACCUCUCCUGCAGCGAGCUCACCCACAAGACCCCAAGUUUCUGGUAUAAGAUCUUCCAGACAGAGGAAAUAUGUUGCUGGAAAAUGGUGUGGUAAGGUUUGGAUGUCGCAUCAGGUGCAUCCGUUUCUGCUGGAGGAGGAUUUAGAGGGGGAAGAAUCUGAAAGAAGUCAUCUGCGAGUUGCUCUGGAUGAGGAUGUCACUGAAAAGAGAUCGUUUCAUGGUAAUGAUUCUAGAGAUUCAACCACAAUGUUCGGAAGAAAGUAUUGUAGGAAGAGAAAGGCGAGAGGGAAGGCUGUGCCACGCAAGAAGCUCACAUCUUUUAAGAGGGAAGCAGGAGUUUCUGACGAUACAUCAGAGGAUCAUUCCUAUAAGCAGCAAUGGAGGGCUUACGGGGAUGAGGAAGAGUCUUAUUUUGAGACAGGGAAUCCGGUUUCUGGUGAUUCAUCAAAUCAAAUGUCUGAUCAGCAACAGCUCAAGAUAAUUCGUGGAGACAAGGGUGUUAAAGAAUUUGAGACAGAUGAUGAGGUUUCAGAGCGUUCACUUGGACGAGAAUAUGCUGUAAGGGAAUAUGCAUCUUCAGAUAGCUCGAUGGAGGAUGGCUUUCAGGUAUACCGAGAGAAGCAGCCAAUGUAUGAUGAUGAUGAUGAUGAUGAUGAUGAUGAUGAUGAUGAUGAUGAAGAUGAUGAUAUCUACAGGAACCCUAGAGGGAUUCCACGGAGCAAACGGACUAAAGUUUUUAGAGAUCUGGUUUCGUAUGAUUCAGAAGCAAUUGGUGUUUAUCAGCAAAGGGAAAGAGUGUUCACAAGUGAUGCACAGACUAGUCGAAUGGGUGGAGAGUACGAUUCAGAAGAGAAUUCAUUGGAGGAACAAGACUAUUGCAGUACAGGGAACAGGCAAACCAGGUCCAUAGCUAAACGUAAAGUAAAAACCAAGAUAGUUCAGAGUCUGGGAGACACAUCUGGUCACACUUUGCUACAAUCUGGAUCAAGAAAGAAGAUUAAAGAGUUGGAUUCAUACAUGGAGGGACCUAGCACACGGCUUAGGGUGAGAAACCCGAAGCCCUCAAGAGGAUCUUCAGCAACAAAACCGAAGAAAACUGGUAAGAGAGGAAGAAAUGUAUCCUUCUCAGGAGUUGCAAGUGAUGAAGAGGUGGAGGAAGAUGAAAAAGAAGAAGAAAGUGAGGAAGCUAGCACACGGAUAAGGGUGAGUAGCCUGAAGCCGAAGAAAACUGGUAAGAAAGGAAGUAAUGUUUCCCUCUCCGGAGUCGCAAGUGGAGACGAUGUGGAGGAAGAGGAACGCUUGCCGUACCAAUGUGACAUGGAAGGAUGCACAAUGAGUUUCAGUUCUGAGAAACAGUUGUCUCUGCAUAAAAGAAACAUCUGCCCUGUCAAAGGCUGUGGCAAAAACUUCUUCUCACACAAAUACUUGGUACAGCACCAGCGUGUUCACUCAGAUGAUCGUCCUCUGAAAUGUCCAUGGAAAGGAUGCAAGAUGACGUUCAAGUGGGCUUGGUCUAGAACAGAGCACAUAAGGGUACACACUGGUGAGAGGCCUUAUGUUUGUGCAGAACCGGGAUGUAGUCAGACAUUCAGGUUUGUCUCAGAUUUUAGCAGGCACAAAAGGAAGACAGGUCAUUCAGCUAAGAAGACCAAGAAAAAGUGACUUGACUUUUUAGCCUUUUUAUUAGGCUUUUUAACAUGGAAUCGAAUCUAUCAUGAAGCUCUAUUAUUAAUCCAUUGGGUUAGAAGGAGAAUUAGUGGUUUUAAAAAUUGUGGAUCUGGUAAUUGUUCAUUCAAAGUCUUAAACAUUGAGGAGGGCCACUGUGUUGUUUCAGACAUUCAGAAGCUCUCUUUUGUUGUAUUCUCUGUUGUCUUUGUUUAAUGUUGGAUACUUGGAUGGAUUCAUCAUAAUAAUCCUGGUUUAGGAGAA